Messenger RNA from Blastocystis hominis, 2622 nucleotides. RefSeq lists its product as hypothetical. The record is from RefSeq and is a predicted model, not a curated record. The transcript has 7 exons. The coding region runs from base 1 to 2622 and encodes 873 amino acids. NCBI's taxonomy places the organism in Eukaryota, Bigyra, Opalinata, Blastocystidae.
AUGCUGCGGAUGUUUUUACUGAACGUCGUGGAGUCGUUUUGUUCCGAUCAGUACGUGCCACGCAUUUUUCUUCGCCAUCUCUCCUUCCUGCUGAACAACGGGAUCCUCUUUGACGAGUUUCCGAGCGCAAAACUGCAAGAAUCCGAGCUCUGCUUCUGCACGUUGAACAGGAUCAUCGUCUUCUACUGCAACGAACUCUCCAUUCAAGACCUGCAAAACAUCGUUUUUCGCUACUGCGUCUACAUCGAGCAUCCCGAUGCGGACUUCGAACUCUCCCGAAAGCUCAUCGUGAUUCUCACAAAGCUCGUUGGAGUCAUGCGAUUGCACCUCACGGCUCAUCGCGAUGAAGUGUUGCUCUUGAUGAAUCGGCUCUGCACAACGUAUGUUCGCAAAAUCGUGGAUAUCCGCAGAGUGAUCAAGCGAGUUUCGAUUCAAAAAAUUUCGAAGGUUCGAAACGCGAAGAAAGCGAUCGAUUCGUACAUCUAUGCGAAUACAAAGUUUCUGGAUUGUGCCAAUGGAAUCGACUCCAAUCCUCCAAUGAUUCCGUACGAGGAAUCCGGCAUUCGAAUGGUUCCAUCGAACUUCGAUGCCGAAUUAGGCGACAUUGUGGUGAAUGAGUCCCGAUUCCCGACUCUAUUGCUGCUUCAGCAGAUCUGCAUAGCGAUUACGGAGAUCGUGAACUUUUACAAUCAUCCGAAUGUUGAUGAUUCGGCGAUGCAGAAGACGGAGGAAGAGUCCGUUCAUUCAAAAGAAAGCGGAUUGUCGCGAACCGAAUAUCCGGCAGUGGAUUCUGCAGCGAUUCCUUUGAAUGACGAGCUGAUUAUUCUGAUUUAUCGCUACUUGGUGGGCAUUUUUGAUUGCAGUGAGUUGUUCACGCUGGACGGAAACCAAAGCAGAGAGCAGCUGAAUGAAUGCAUAAAGCAUUAUUCCGACGUGCUGAGCGCGCUUCCUGGAGAUGUAAAGCGAACGGUAUUGGCGACAGCGUUUCCGCAUAUUUACAAAUGCACGAAGAAGAACCCGAUCUUGCUGGAUUUCAUUCGGCAUGUGGUUUCGAAAACGCUGAGCACGCACUACACAUCGAUCGUCUUAAUCGAUUUCAUCAUCUCCAACAUGGACGAGCUCGAUAAAGACACGAACAACCCUCCGAUUCUGAUUUCGCUCUUCCGAAUCUUCGGCACGCGUCUGAAUUAUGAAAACAUCGAGGAAUCGAUGCUUCGUCCACACCUACGAAGACUCGUUACAGAAUGCCUUCGUCGCUUAAACAACUCACAGAACUGGGCUCCCUACUUAGACCUUCUCUUCUGCUGCUUCAAUUCGAUCCGGCAAGCCAAGCUGACCGAACUUCCCAACGAUUUAGCGGCUCUCUACCCCGAUCUCAUUCCCCAAUUGCUUCAGUUGGAACACACUUGUCCCGAUAGCCAGAUCCGUGAACGCAUCCACGAAAUAGUAUUCCAUCUCCCCAUCGGGAGCGGAAGCAGUCUUCUCCAGCUGCUCAACCUGCUGAUGCCGUUUUAUAUCCGCGCGUUGACUGGUCCCGACACGCUUGUCAAAUCAGCGAUCAAUUACUUCAACGCUUUCUUCAGCAAAACAUCGCUGGACUCCAUGGCGAUGAUCAUAGCGCGCGAGCCCUUCAAGUCGCGGUUUAUGUCGGCGCUCUCGAAUCUUCUUCAUACCUCGUCGAACAGCUCCAUUACGACGCUCGUAAUUCGACUAAUCGGCCAAUUGGGAGGCCAAACGCGGACCAUUUUACGAGACCGCAUCGAUCUGACGAGUUUUUCGUUCUCGCGCAAGAUUUUGGUUCAGUGCCAAGCACCCAUUUUGUUCCCGAUGGACCCUUACAUCAUGUUGGCUGUUUCGUUGAUCGAACGAAACCUGAUCGUGAAGUCGUUGGGCGAUUCGGAGGUCAAACUCAGCCGAACGAUCGCAUGUUCCACCACGUCGAUUUUGCACAUGCGAAACAUUCGGAAGCAUUACAAACUGAUCGCUGUGCGCAGUUUAGAGAACACGUUUUAUCUCUGCUGCGAGAAGAAGGGAAUGCUGCUCCACCCCACCAUUGCAAAGCAUUUGCGCAUUCCGCUGACUGCUCCCGAUUCUGUGAAGCGUCAUCCCAUCGUGCAGUCGCAGGAAAACGAUAUUUUGUCGCUGCUUUUCUAUGGACUUCUCCUCGCUUGCUGCGAUGUGGAGAUUCGCGACGAGGCGUCGACGAUUCUCCGACGCAUCGUUUGCUAUCUCACCGGCUUAAUGCUCAACCACACGAUCAAAACACCCAAAGAAGUGGAGCCUCGCGUUCCUUCUCAGCAUUACCACGCUCUCAAUAUGGUGGUUAGCGGUGUGGUCCCCUCGCUGUCUCCCUAUAUGAUGGACUUCCCAGUGGAUUACUUAUCGCCUCAGCUGCUUCUGAAUGGCGUAAUCGCGCUAUUGGAGCGCGAAAUUCCCAAUGUGGUGGAUGUUGUUCUGGACGUUUUUAUGUACAUGAGAGAAGUGCUGCUGCAUUUGCUGAACGAUAAGGGCGAGUUGAGGUGGGUGGCGCUUCCCUCGGUGGAAUUGCCGAUGAUGGAGAUGAGCAAGCACACGGUCAUUAGCGAUUGGAGAUAUAAAGUGAGCGUGCGAAGCGGAGGAUGA